This is a messenger RNA of Microthlaspi erraticum, 2397 nucleotides long. The record is from the annotation of a GenBank genome assembly. NCBI's taxonomy places the organism in Eukaryota, Viridiplantae, Streptophyta, Magnoliopsida, Brassicales, Brassicaceae.
AUGAGAAGAGGGAUUCUCUCUGUGCUCUUCUUCGUCGUCGUUUUACUGUGCAACGCUUCGACUUCGUCUUCGUCAUCUGAAGUGAUCACAAUAAAGCCAAGACAUUUGUCUCUGCUAAAGAGUGCUUUACAACGGUCCAGUGGAGAACAAUCUGAUCUUUGGAGGCCAUUGACUGAUCAAGGAUGGAGUCCAUGUAUUGAUAUCGGAAACCCUCCUUCGUUACCGGAUAAAACCGAGGGAUACAUUCAGGUAUUCCUUGACGGAGGACUUAACCAGCAGCGAAUGGGGAUUUGCGAUGCAGUUGCGGUUGCUAAGAUACUAAACGCAACACUCGUGAUCCCUCAUCUUGAAGUCAAUCCUGUUUGGCAAGAUUCAAGUGCUUUUGUUGAUAUCUUCGAUGUGGAUCAUUUCAUCGAGUCUUUAAAGGAAGACAUAAGAGUGGUUAGAGAACUUCCUGAGGAGUACUCAUGGAGCACAAGAGAGUAUUACGCUACAGCUGUCCGUGAAACACGAGUCAAAACAGCUCCUGUUCAUGCUUCUGCCAAUUGGUAUAUCGAGAAUGUCUCACCUGUUCUUCAAAGUUAUGGGAUUGCUGCGAUAUCUCCAUUCUCUCACCGUCUCUCGUUUGAUCACUUACCUGCUGAGAUCCAACGGCUUAGAUGCAAAGUAAAUUUCCAAGCUUUACGCUUUGUCCCUCACAUUACAUCGCUUGGUGAUGCUCUUGUGAGCCGUCUUAGAAACCCUUCAUGGAGAAGCAACAAGGAGAGAAAGAACGUUGAUCAUUUAGCAGACAUGACCAACUCACACAGCAGACAAGAGAAAGGAAAAUUCGCUGUUCUUCAUCUUCGUUUCGACAAGGACAUGGCUGCACAUUCGGCGUGUGAUUUCGGUGGAGGCAAAGCCGAGAAACUAGCGUUGGCGAAGUACAGACAAAUGAUUUGGCAAGGAAGAGUGUUGAAUUCUCAAUUCACAGACGAAGAGCUGAGAAGCCAAGGACGUUGUCCUCUGACACCAGAAGAAAUGGGACUUCUUCUAGCUGCUUUCGGGUUCGACAACAACACGCGUCUCUAUCUCGCGUCCCACAAGGUCUACGGAGGAGAAGCGAGAAUCUCAGCGUUGAGACAAGUGUUCCCAAGAAUGGAAGACAAGAGGAGCCUAGCUUCUUCUGAAGAACGAGCUCGGAUCAAAGGCAAAGCUUCUUUGUUAGCUGCGCUUGAUUACUACGUGAGCAUGCACAGCGACAUAUUCAUCUCUGCGUCGCCUGGAAACAUGCACAACGCUCUUGUUGGUCAUCGGACGUUCGAGAAUCUCAAGACGAUUAGACCGAACAUGGCGUUGAUCGGACAGCUUUUCCUCAACAAGAGCAUCGCGUGGGUCGAUUUUCAGCAGGCGCUUGGUGAAGGACACGUGAACAGACAGGGACAGAUACGGUUGAGGAAAACGAAACAGUCGAUCUAUACGUAUCCUGCUCCUGAUUGGUUUCGAUCAAUCUGGAGGAUGUCGAAGACCCAGAUGCUACCAUGGGGUUGGCGUGGUACGACUGUGAACGCGAUGCUUUUGAUCCUCAACUUCUUUUGGUCAAGCUUUUUGCUAGAUUGGGGCUUCAUCGUUACAACAUGUCCAAGUGGCACAAAGUUUAAGCUUCACCGCCUGAAGAAAUACAACAAGACAAUGGGUUGCCUGUGCUAUUAUUACGUAACUCUGGUUGCUUGCGAUCCAGCUACUCCCACUUCGCUCGUAAAUUUUCAGUCUGGAGUUAGUCAAUUAGUUUUUGGCAUAUUGAGUGCCAUGUGCUUCGUUGCUAGGCCUCAAGGUGCCCCAAAGGAGUCAUUGCCAUUCGAUCCUCUGGAUUUGAAACAACCCAAUGAAGGUCGAAGAUUUAAUUGGCCGUCAGAUUUCAGUGAUAGGAAUCGGUUUUACAUUCUCACUGAAUCAGAGCUGCAAGACAAUGAUUGGCCUCGUCUAUAUUUGGAACUUGCAAUUUGCGAAACUGAUAGGGGGAUUUUUUUGGAUAGCGUUAUGGCCAAGUUGCAGAUUCUGAAAGUGGCCAUAGAAACUUCUGAUGAAGACGUGGAGCCGCUCCAAGCCAAGAAUGCAACCGUCUACAUAAAGUUUAAGGGCUUGGCCUAUGCUGUGUAUGGUGAGCUUGGUGCCCAUAUUGAACGCAAAAUGGUUGUUAAAAGAAGCAUCAAUGAGCGUUCUGGAUGCUUGACUCUCGUUGGUGGCUAUGGUUUUUCCAUUGGAGACAACACUGACCGGCGUUCUAUGACUUCCCCCGGCUCUGAUCGGAAGCCUGGAGAUUCAAUUUUCUGUUCCAAGGCUGCUGGUUAUGAUCGCCCUCACAAUAUUCCUCUCCCUCCUUUCGGCGUGACCAAACCCAAACCAUCCCAGUCCUAA